AUGCCUGUAUUACAACCACAUACCUCCCUCCCUCCUCCCUCCUCCCCCACACUGGUUUGGAACCUCAAACCCCGAUCGUCACCAGAGGAAGCUCAACCGGCGGGACUUAUUGCCCUUGGAGUCUGCCUCGGGGUGGCCCUGGCCAUAGUCCUCAUCUGGUACACCUGUUGCCGGGCACAAACGGGGCCACUGAAGGAGGUGCAAAUGUGCAAACGGGGUUCGAGGAUGAGGAAAGAGGUAUACGACACCUCAGACUCAUACCCAAGCCCGAUGAUGAUGCCACCGCUGGCAUAUGGAGCGUCCAACGGAUAUCCGAACCCGGUUACGGUUCCGCCGCAGGCAUACGGCAUUUCCCAUUCAUACGGAGACCCGGCCGCACCUCCACAGACAUACGGCAUUUCUAAUUCAUACGGAGACCCGGCAGCCCCGACACAGACUUAUGGCGACACUGAUCCAUAUCCGAAUCCUGUCAUGGCUCCCCCGCCGGCGGCAAUGGGAUCGGGGAUGACGCACCCGCCGAAGGCAUACACCCACCACGCCAUGAGCUACUUGGAUCCGCGAAAGUCAGUCGAGCCACAAGCGGUACCGGCAAGCAUCCAAGCGGCGCCGGAGAUGACGGAGGCACCGUUAGGGAGGCGAGCGGUGACGAGCCUUCCACUUCCUAUGUUUACAAGGAGUCUGGGGGGUACCAAUACUAGGCGGUCAGUUCGGAAGUCAGUCUCCCGGGGACAACCAUCAUGGGCCGGAAUACGCAACUGCAAGGGCGCCUGGCGCUGGUAA
Chaetomium fimeti is the source of this 780-nucleotide messenger RNA. RefSeq lists its product as uncharacterized. The transcript has 2 exons. The coding region runs from base 1 to 780 and encodes 259 amino acids. The record is from RefSeq and is a predicted model, not a curated record. Lineage: Eukaryota; Fungi; Ascomycota; Sordariomycetes; Sordariales; Chaetomiaceae.